Oreochromis aureus is the source of this 1573-nucleotide messenger RNA. It is a transcript of the gene nopchap1, whose product is annotated as NOP protein chaperone 1. Bases 17 to 550 code for a protein of 177 amino acids. Gene Ontology annotation, molecular function: box C/D methylation guide snoRNP complex binding. The record is from RefSeq and is a predicted model, not a curated record. NCBI's taxonomy places the organism in Eukaryota, Metazoa, Chordata, Actinopteri, Cichliformes, Cichlidae. Gene Ontology annotation, biological process: box C/D snoRNP assembly. The transcript is spliced from 4 exons.
CCUACCUUUCACACGGAUGCGGAUUUCGACCCCCCCCCCCAAAAAAAACACAUGUGGAGGAAAACAUUAUCGUGUCCUCUCUAAAUCUAAAAUGGAAUUAAACGUAAAGAAAACGAGCUCACAGGCGUUGCUGUCGUGUGGUAACGGAGGAGGUCUCAGUGAGAAGCUUCUCCUCAGUCCAAAUGCUGGAAGAUCGCUGCAGACAGAGAGAGUCCCCAGAAGCAGCGUUCUGGACCGGCUGCAGAGCUUCCUGCCUCAGAUGGCUGAGGCCAACGAGAAGCUGAAAAGACAGAUGGAGGAGGCUCCUGCUGGACGCUUUGACAUAGAGAGUGUGGACGAGGCAGAGAGGGUCAUAGAGAUGGAUGUAGCAGUCGUGGAGCUCAAUGAGUCAGGCAGCAGCUCCGAAGGUUACAGCGAGACGUCGGACUCUGAGGAGUCGGACUGUAGCGAUGAUGACGGCGAGGUCACAGAGCAGAACUUUAAACUACCUGGAGACAAAGGCAAGAAAAAGAAAGUCAACAUCCAGGUUCUGGACCAGCAGGGGGAGUAGAUGAGUCAGACAAAGGGACCUUUGGUUUCUUUUCCAUGUGAAAUGUUUUGCCAAGGAGAUCCUCAGAUGUCGUGUCGGAGUUUCUUUUUUUUGUUUUUUUCAAACCUUCUUCACACACAGACAGACAGUGGACAGAAAAGCUGCUGACUCAUGUGGGAGUGCUGUGAAUACUGAAAUGUGCACACAAACUGCCCAUAGGGCCAGAACAAAUGCUGGGAGUCUACCGUGUGACCACGAUGUCUGCAUACUGUGUUGUUGUCUCCUCGUUUAUGUCCUCUGUUUCAUGAACGUGAACACAUUCUUGCAUCAGUUUGGGCUUCGAAUCGUUCACCUUAGCUCUCUGCUGAAGCAGGAAGUGAAGCAAGUACAAAUGGUAAUGAAACAAAGCCUGCUACAUGCUCCACAGCCAGCAUCAUUGGUGCCUUCACACAUGUCCAAGUGACCCAUCCCACAUGGAUUAAUGAUCCUGGAUCCCAUUACAGAUGCUGGCAGUUGAACUGUGCAGCAUAUUCUCUUUGUCCCAGUGGAUGCAGCAUCUAUCAUUGGACAGUUUUACACCAAAUGAGGUGCUUGUUUCUUCUUUGUGUGUGGACACAGCAGGCAUGUUCACUGACAGUACAGGUCAAGUGUUCCUGAGCCCCAGCAAUAAACUCCACUAUAGAGUCGAACAGAGACCCCAGAGAUCACGGUCAGUUUCCUUCUCUGUCUCUGUAUUUUAGGUUUGUUUGGAUUUUCUGAACAUUUGUCUGCUGAUCAGAACGUUGGUGGUGUAACCCUCAGCUCCAACAAAUACACUGUACCCUCAUUAUGUAUCCAGUGUGACAAAUAAUGCUUCAAGUGUACAGCAUACAGCUCUCUCAGCUUUGUCUUAGAAUUUGAUCCUCUGUGUAUAUUUGUUGUUUUCACUUCUGUUUCCAUCGUCUGUUAAUAAUUAUCAUUUGUAUUUUCCACAGAUUCUCUCCUUUUUUUAUACAAGGUUGUGAAUGUGAUUUUGAACCAACUGAAUAAAGUUUAAUGAUGACA